AUGAAAUAUGAAUUUGUUUUCAUCGCCACACGUGUCAUCCAAGGGCCUCAAGGUCAACAAAAGGCCCCAUCCAAACAUGAGAAGAACAAGAACAACCUGCCCCAGGACUUCGACAUCGACAUGGACAACCCGGAGACGGAGAAGGCCGCUGUGGCCAUCCAGUCGCAGUUCAGGAGAUUCCAGAAGAAGAAGCAGGAUGUGAAGUCGUAG
Anoplopoma fimbria (sablefish) is the source of this 210-nucleotide messenger RNA. It is a transcript of the gene pcp4a, whose product is annotated as Purkinje cell protein 4a. The coding region runs from base 1 to 210 and encodes 69 amino acids. Gene Ontology annotation, molecular function: calmodulin binding; calcium ion binding. Gene Ontology annotation, cellular component: cytoplasm. The transcript has 2 exons. The record is from RefSeq and is a predicted model, not a curated record. NCBI's taxonomy places the organism in Eukaryota, Metazoa, Chordata, Actinopteri, Perciformes, Anoplopomatidae.